Fraxinus pennsylvanica is the source of this 594-nucleotide messenger RNA. The record is from the annotation of a GenBank genome assembly. Lineage: Eukaryota; Viridiplantae; Streptophyta; Magnoliopsida; Lamiales; Oleaceae.
AUGGGUCUUUACGCAAAUAAGGAAAUAGUGCCUGGAGUUGUUUCUCGACUCCUUGAGUUUCUUAAUAGAUAUGAUUACCCGCCUCUUCAGUGUGAGGCAGCACUGGCUUUAGAAGGAAUUUUCAACUAUUCACUUGAUAACAUCAACGAUAACAUCAACGUGUUGAUUGAUCAAGGUGUGAUUCCCAUUCUGGCGAGCCUUCUUAGAUCUCCCAAGGAUGAUCUUCGCAAACAAGCAAUUAACAUGUUAGGAAUUAUUGCCAACGACUCAACACAAUCUCGCGAUCUUAUCCUUAGUCAUGGAGUGUUCAACACCUUAGUGGCACAAGUUAAUGAUAAAACAGAACUAUCCAUCAUAAGAAGUACCGUGAAGACAUUGUCAUUAUUUUGUCUUACACAGCCUCGGUUCGAGUUCGAGCUCGAGCAGGUGAAAACUGCCCUCCAUCCUCUUGUUCUUCUGAUUCAUACAGGCGAUGAUGAAGUCAUUCGCAAUGUAUGCUACGUAUUAUAUUAUCUAAUUGACGAGAGAGAGGAUAUAAUCCAAGCUGUGAUUGAUGCCGGUGUUUUCCGUCAUUUGAUUGAGCUUUUACUGUAA